AUGGCCAGCACGAUGGGCUCGAAAGACGAACCAGUUGUCAGCACAAUCGUGAAAGAGAACGUGGAUGAGGUCGAGCUCGCCAGGAUGGGUUAUAAGCAGGAAUUGAGGCGGGAGCUCGGUCUACUGCAAAAUUUUGGUGUGUCGUUCUCGAUCAUCAGCGUCAUAACCGGGGUUAGCUCCCUCUUUCUGUAUGGUCUGACAACGGGGGGACCUGCGGUCAUGGUUUGGGGAUGGAUAGUCGUGGGCAAGUCGCAGACUAGCUAUGGCCGUGCUCAUCCAACUAGCGGUGGGCCCUAUUUCUGGGCGGCGAUGAUGUGUAAACCCGAACACGCUGCAUUUGCAUCCUGGAUAACCGGCUGGUUCAAUCUCCUGGGACAGGUAGCUGUGACGACUGGUAUCAGCUUCGCUUGUGCGACCUUCAUCUCGACGUUGGCGACCUUCAACACCGACUUCGUCCCCACUGCCAAAACGACGAUUGGAAUCUAUGCUGCCGUGCUCAUCAUGCAGGGCCUAAUCAAUACGUUUGGCGUUCACUUACUCCGUUAUCUGAAUAACAUAUCCGUGUGGUGGCACGCGCUCGGGACGACAGCGCUCGUUAUCGCCGUCCUAGCGAAGGCGCCAACGCAUCAGACGGGGCACUUUGUGUUCCAGACGUUCAUCGACGGCACUGGUGUUAACGGUGUAGGAUGGAGCGAGCGAGCUAGUCCUGCAUACGUCGUGAUUGUUGGUAUUCUUAUGGCGCAAUACACGCUGACUGUCGCAGGCUUUGACGCUAGCGCACAUAUGACAGAGGAAACACGCAACGCUGCGAUGUCAGGCCCUGUCGGUAUUGUGAUGGCCAUUGGAGUCUCUGCCGUUCUCGGAUGGUUCCUGCUACUGGGCUUGCUGUUCUCCAUUCAGGAUCUGGACAACACCAUUUCCUCCCCAACGGGCGAGCCUGUGGCGCAAAUCUUCCUAGAUACUGUAGGGGAGAAAGGCGCCAUUGUGCUCAUGGUAAUUGUUAUUGGCUCAAUGUUCUGGUGUGGAACGUUCUCCGUCACCUCAAAUAGUAGAAUGAUGUACGCCUUUGCGCGGGAUGGUGGCAUACCUGGCCACAAAUUCUUCCAAAAGGUCGACGUGAAGCGAAAGUCGCCCAUCAGAACAGUAUGGUUGGCAUGCACGCUCAGCUUUAUCCUGGGUCUGCCCAGUCUAGGGAGCUCAGUAGCAUUUUCUGCCGCGACGAGUAUAGCCACAAUCGGGCUUUACGUGUCAUAUGGUAUCCCCAUCGCUCUACGAGUCAUCUACCGGUCGCGGUUCGUCCGCGGGCCCUUUCAUCUAGGAGCGUUCUCCAGCCCCAUUGCCACGGGCGCAGUCCUGUGGAUAUGUUUUAUCUUUAUCGCAUUUAUCCUGCCGGAGGAGAACCCAGUGAACUCGCAGACAUUGAACUACGCGAUCGUUGCUGUGGGGAUUGUGGUGACUUACAGCCUCGGCUUCUGGGUGAUCAGCGCACGGAAAUGGUUUACCGGCCCUGUCAAGCAGAUUGCAGCGGAGGAAAUGGGAAUAGAUGUGAUGAACCCAGCAGAAAUAGAGAAGCAGAAUAGUAGUAAGGGCUCCGUGUGA
Messenger RNA from Postia placenta MAD-698-R-SB12, 1599 nucleotides. RefSeq lists its product as hypothetical. The transcript has 13 exons. Gene Ontology annotation, molecular function: transmembrane transporter activity. The record is from RefSeq and is a predicted model, not a curated record. The coding region runs from base 1 to 1599 and encodes 532 amino acids. NCBI's taxonomy places the organism in Eukaryota, Fungi, Basidiomycota, Agaricomycetes, Polyporales, Adustoporiaceae. Gene Ontology annotation, biological process: transmembrane transport. Gene Ontology annotation, cellular component: membrane.